Lates calcarifer (barramundi perch) is the source of this 3122-nucleotide messenger RNA. RefSeq names its product rhodopsin. The record is from RefSeq and is a predicted model, not a curated record. Gene Ontology annotation, molecular function: G protein-coupled receptor activity. Bases 648 to 1712 code for a protein of 354 amino acids. Gene Ontology annotation, biological process: G protein-coupled receptor signaling pathway; visual perception; phototransduction. Gene Ontology annotation, cellular component: membrane; photoreceptor outer segment. Lineage: Eukaryota; Metazoa; Chordata; Actinopteri; Centropomidae. The transcript has 5 exons.
CUGAUUACACUUAAGGCAAUGAGUUGAGCUCUGCGUUAUGCAGUGGUUAGGGAUUAGUCUUUCAUGGAUGCAAAUAAGUUUGGAUUGCUUAAGAAACUUCAUUUGUAGUUUGUCCACUGUGAAUGGUUUCAAUCACAGAUAGGCUGGUUUCCCCUUUGCCAUCCUCCUACUCUCUCGUCUCAUUCUGAUGAUACAUUGAUGCACAUGACAGUAAUGAUGGGGUUUGGAUAGUCCAUGGCUGUAACCUCUCACCUUGAAAAUGCUUAGCAUACCGCAUAGCUAUUUUUGGAGUUUUCUCUUGUAAUGCUUUGCGUGUAUGCAUGUGUGAAAGUGGGAGAGAGGCAGUCUGAGAUUGAGUGUCUUAAUUCCAUCUCUGCUAACACUUGUGCUCCGUGUGCAUCCCUAAUCCGGCCGGCCUGUUAAAAGGUGCCGCACGUCCUCGGGGGUCUGCAGAGCACAACUCACUUCCACAAGAUCCAUCCCUCCAUCUGUUCCGUCCUGUCUCCCCCAUUUGCACUUCAGCUGCACCACAAGUCUCCCUCACAGCAUUUUAUCGUAGAGAAGAGGCACAGACUGUUUCAGCCAGUGUCUCAGAGGAAGAAAAAUCGUCACCAGCAACAACAGCAGCAGCAGCAGCAGCAGCAGCCAUGAAUGGCACAGAAGGACCCAACUUUUACGUCCCCAUGUCUAACAAGACUGGGUUGGUUCGCAGCCCAUUCGAAUACCCUCAGUACUACCUAGCUGAGCCCUGGAAGUACUCUCUUGUGGCCGCGUACAUGCUGUUCCUUAUCAUCACUGCCUUCCCCAUCAACUUCCUCACCCUCUACGUCACCAUCAAACACAAAAAGCUGAGGACUCCUCUGAACUACGUACUGCUCAACCUGGCGGUGGCCGACCUCUUCAUGGUGGUUGGGGGCUUCACAGUUACUCUCUACACAGCCCUGCACGGAUAUUUCAUCUUAGGGGUCACCGGCUGCAACAUUGAAGGAUUCUUCGCCACCUUAGGAGGGGAGAUUGCUCUCUGGUCUCUGGUGGUUUUGGCUAUUGAGCGCUACAUUGUGGUCUGCAAGCCAAUGACUAACUUCCGCUUUGGGGAAAAACAUGCCAUCGCUGGCCUGGCAUUCACAUGGAUCAUGGCCCUGACCUGUGCUGCACCUCCUCUGUUUGGAUGGUCCCGGUACAUCCCAGAGGGAAUGCAGUGUUCCUGUGGGAUUGACUACUACACUCCCAAGCCUGAGAUCAACAACACCUCAUUUGUCAUCUACAUGUUUGUCCUCCAUUUCUGUAUCCCCCUCUUCAUCAUCUUCUUCUGCUACAGUCGCUUACUCUGCACUGUGCGAGCGGCCGCAGCCCAGCAGCAGGAGUCUGAAACCACCCAGAGAGCAGAGAAAGAAGUGACACGUAUGGUCAUCGUCAUGGUGAUCUCCUUCCUGGUGUGCUGGGUGCCCUAUGCCAGCGUGGCUUGGUACAUCUUUGCCAAUCAGGGAACUGAGUUUGGACCGGUAUUCAUGACGGCUCCGGCCUUCUUCGCCAAGAGUGCUGCUCUGUACAACCCAGUCAUCUACAUCCUGCUAAACAAACAGUUCAGAAACUGCAUGAUCACCACGGUGUGUUGUGGAAAGAACCCAUUUGGAGACGAUGAGGCUGCUGCCGCCGCCGUCUCCAAAACCCAGACCUCAUCCGUCUCUUCCAGCCAGGUGGCCCCCGCUUGACCUGCCAUCACCCCCACCCCCAGCCCCGGCUCCUCCUCUUCCACUUCCCAUCUGUCCCUGCUCACCUAGGGACCCUCCACCGCCAAGCAGCACUAUGUUCUAUCGGCCAAUCCUCUUGACAUAUCUCUCCAUGUGUCUUCACUGCAGUGGCACCUUUGGUGGGACUGACAUACUCAAGAGCCAGCAUGUGUUAUUCUCAAUCCAUUUAAUCAUGGAAAGUGUUCAGCUGGCUUCACAGAGUUUAACCCAGCAUCAAGGGGGUGUUGUUUGUGUGAUGAUCCAACUGAACACAUUCCAAGCUUCCCCCCCGAAAAAAACACAAAUGGUGAAAAUCUAAUACAACAGACCACACUACAUGAUUUCAUCCACAUCAAUUCUUGUUCAAGUAACUGUUUCAGCUCUAUAUCCCCCCCAAAAAUGCGCUUUACAAUCCAUUUUCUGAAUACUUAGUUAAAAUUAGUCAUGAAUUUGUUUAGUUAUCUCAUGAGUUUUUAAGGCAUCAGACAGGACCGUCUUCUUGUCGCUCCUCUUUGGAGCUUUGCAGAGGUGGUUCGUUUUCUCCUGGCAUUGACUGAAAAGUGAGUGUAAACAGAUGGACCUGAAAAGAGCCUCUGCAGGGAGAAGGCACCUCCUGCAAGAGACUGGCUGUGCAUGUGUGUGUGUGGUGGACGUUUAUGUGUUUGAACUGAAUGGAUGUCAGAAUGUCAGUGUGCGUAUUAGGGAGAUACCGGGAUAUUGUUUUUGUUCAGUGUAUAAAGGCUAGGAUCUCGUGGAAGUUGUUCUGUGUCCUGCAAUAAAAACAAAGCUAAAUGUCUCUGUGUUUUUUCCCUCACUCUCUUUAUCAUGAGACCAUUUACAAGGCUUCCUGAGACGUUCCAGAUGCUCAUUUGUGGGCCUUUGGGUGGCAGGCCAAAUCUUAAUGGCUUUCAAAUGUUAAAAAUUCACUUUGCUAUAAUGCAUUUAGGAAUGAAACACUGAGAUUCGGUACAAUAAAUGUUGUCAUCGUUAGACACUUUAAAAUCCUAAAUACUGUAAUUUAUUUCACAAACUCUGACAAGUCAUUUGGCAUCACAAAUACAGUCUCUCCUCAGAUUAUAUUGAGCUCACUUUUUUUUUCCAUAAAUGUAAUUUUCCCUCUUUUUAAAUUGGUCAGAAUCCAACAUGAUAUUCAUUCUUUUACAAGCACACUGAUCAACACUUCUAUACUGAUGCAGCUCUUCCCAGUGAACUACAUUAACAUUUGAUUUCAUUCAGUCAUUUAUAUUUCUUCUCUUUUUCACUCCUCCUCAACCCAUCAUCAACCCGCAAAGCACAUUGGGACAUCUAGUUCAGAGCACCGAUGGGAGCCAGUCGCCCAUCUUCACCAAUCACACCUGAGAACGUUGCAGGCUUUAGGAGAUGGGAGGAGUU